AUGGCUACCUCUACCGCUGCCGGGGGAAAUCAGCCCCCAGAUCUGGAAAUGAAUCACGUCAAGACGUCACAUCUCGCAAACGACUCUGUGGAUUCGUUUGCGUGGGAAAACUUGGAGGUCCAAGUCAAAGACAGGGCGUCUCAUGCCCCUCUGUCCAUCCUGUCCCAGAGCUCCGGCUUCGUGCGCCCGGGCGAGAUGCUCGCCAUCAUGGGCCCCAGCGGCUCAGGCAAGACGACUCUUCUCAAUGCCUUGGCCCACCGCAUUGCCGCUGCCGGAUCUACCACCACCGGCGAUAUUCUCGUCAACGGACAGCCCGUCAACUUGAAGACUAUCCGAGACUUGUCUGCCUAUGUCGAGCAAGAAGACUCGUUGAUUGGCAGCUUGACAGUAAAGGAAACCAUGGUCUUUGCAGCCAGACUCGCACUUCCAAGUAAAACAUCAAAGAAGGAUGCUCUGCAACGUGUCGACGACCUCAUCAACAGCUUUGGUCUUCACGCUCAGCGAGAUACCAUUGUUGGUACACCCAUCAAAAAGGGACUUAGUGGUGGUCAGAAGAAGAGACUUGGUAUCGCGAGCCGUCUUGUCACGAACCCCAAGAUUUUGUUCCUUGACGAGCCCACGAGCGGCCUUGACUCUGCACUCAGCUUCGAGGUCUGCAGCUACAUCAAGUCUAUCGGGCGGCAGAAUAACCUCAUAAUUAUCGCUUCGAUUCAUCAGCCAUCUUCCGCCACCUUUCGACAAUUCGACAAGCUCUGCCUUCUCUCCGGCGGCAAGACAUGUUAUUACGGGCCCGUCUCCGACGCCUCCUCGUACUUUAACAUGAUUGGGUAUUCCAUCCCACCCGAAACAAACGCGGCCGAGUUCUACCUCGACCUUAUCAAUACCGACCUGGACAAGGACGGUGAAAUUUGCGCCAGAACCGACAAGAUCUGUAAAGCAUGGGCAGCUUCAAGGCAGCGUGUAGAUCUGGACACAUCCGUGAGCAAAGCUCGACAACUGCAGCAAGUGAGCUCGCCUCUCAAACCUGAGAAGCCUGCGGCCUGGAUGACACCACUGGUUCUGCUCCAGCGCUCAUGGAUCAAAUCUUACCGAGACGUCAUUGCCUACGGUAUUCGAAUCGCAAUGUAUCUCGGCCUUGCUAUUCUGAUGGGCACCGUCUUUUUGCGUCUAAAAACCGAACAGCAGUACAUCCAACCAUAUAUUAAUGCGCUAUUCUUUGGUGGCGCAUUCAUGUCUUUCAUGGCUGUUGCCUAUGUGCCGGCGUUUUUGGAAGACUUGAGCACCUUUAAGCAAGAACGCGCCAAUGGUCUCGUCGGGCCACUCGGAUUUCUGGUUGCCAAUUUCUUGAUUGGUCUGCCUUUUCUCUUCCUCAUUGCCCUGCUCUUCUCAGCCGUCGAAUAUUGGCUAUCGAAUUUCCGGCCGAGCGCCUCUGCCUUCUUCACGUGGGUACUAUGGCUGUUCCUCGAUCUCGUGGCAGCCGAGUCGCUCGUCGUCUUGGUGUCUUGCAUUUUUGACAUUUUUGUCGUGGCCUUGGCCGUCACUGCCUUUGCCAACGGCCUGUGGAUGUGCGUUGACGGCUUCCUCGUUCCCAUGAAUAUCCUCAACGUGUUUUGGAAAUAUGUUUUCCACUACAUUGACUAUCAGGCCUACGUAUUUCAGGGUAUGAUGGUCAACGAGUUCAAGGAUCGCGAGUAUCGCUGCGCAGAGACAUCGUCAGGCCAAUAUCAGUGCCAGUAUCCGAGCGAUCUCAACGCACAAGGUAAAAUACGAGGCACCGACGUGUUGCGCCAGUUUAGCAUUGAGACGGGGCUUGAAGGUACCUGGAUUGGAAUCAUGAUUGGCAUAAUUGCAGGGUACAGAGUGCUUGCAUAUCUUGUUCUGGUACUUCGAAAAUAA
Beauveria bassiana ARSEF 2860 is the source of this 1896-nucleotide messenger RNA. RefSeq names its product ATP-binding cassette sub-family G member 5. Gene Ontology annotation, cellular component: membrane. NCBI's taxonomy places the organism in Eukaryota, Fungi, Ascomycota, Sordariomycetes, Hypocreales, Cordycipitaceae. Bases 1 to 1896 code for a protein of 631 amino acids. The record is from RefSeq and is a predicted model, not a curated record. Gene Ontology annotation, molecular function: ATP hydrolysis activity; ATP binding; ABC-type transporter activity. The transcript is spliced from 3 exons.